AGUCCAUCGGCGGCGGUGUUUGGGAUGACGGUGAACGGACCGAAACGGGUUUUUGAGCGCGGACGGAACAUCAUGAGCUCGUAUGUGAUGCUGCUUCUGCUGCUGCUGGACAUUUACUCCACGUGUGCGAUCGCGUAUCUGAGCUCUCCUCACGUGGGUCAGGAGCCGCCGUACACGGCCCAGCAGAGCCCGGUGAUGACCAGUCCAGUGGCUCUGACCUCGUCCUCCGCUGCUCCAGCGGUGACUGAUAACGACCUGUCCAAGUGUCCCAGCGGCGGUCUGUGCUCCAGACUCCCGGCCGACUGCAUCAUCUGCGCAUUUCAUCACAACUGCAGCUACGGCCGGCCGACCAGCAUCACCUGCAGAGCCAAAGCAGGCGUUCAGUGUGUGGUGAGAGAGUGCUCUGAUGUGGGCUCGAACGAGCGGAGUCAGCCGCAGCAGAACUUCUCGAUGACGCUGGACUGCCGCUUCUGUUGGCAGCUGGAUCCGUCUCAGUACCGCUGCUCGAACUCCACCAGCUGCAUGACGGUGUCGUGUCCGCGCAGACGCUAUAACGCCAGCUGUGAGGUUCUGGAGCAUGUGCACUGCCUGGGGAAGCGAGUGUUUCAGAAGCGUCUGUUCUGUAACUGGACUGGAGGAUAUAAGUGGUCCACGGCUCUGGCCCUCAGCAUCGCUCUGGGUGGCUUCGGAGCGGACCGCUUCUAUCUGGGCCAGUGGAGGGAAGGUCUGGGGAAGCUCUUCAGCUUCGGCGGUCUGGGCAUCUGGACGCUGAUCGACGUGCUUCUGAUCGGGGUGGGAUACGUGGGGCCGGCCGACGGCUCUCUGUACAUCUGAGGGCUUGACUGUGACUCUGACUCCAUCCCAGAUUUCCAACCCGAUUCGCACGUGUCGCGUCCAAACUCCCACUGCGGCAGAUUCCCAUCUGUGUUCGUGCCUUCAGCAGCACGUCUGACAGACCAUCAGAGGAAGACUGCAGCGUUACAGACGAUGCACAGUUCGGAGGAUGUACAGUAUGCAUCUAAACUCAUCUGUGUCGGUGUCAUUUUACUGCUGUAUGUAUAUAUGUGUAUAUAUAUAUAUAUGUGUGACGCUGGAGCACAAA
Messenger RNA from Sinocyclocheilus anshuiensis, 1102 nucleotides. RefSeq names its product TM2 domain containing 3 (gene tm2d3). The transcript is spliced from 6 exons. Bases 25 to 834 code for a protein of 269 amino acids. The record is from RefSeq and is a predicted model, not a curated record. Lineage: Eukaryota; Metazoa; Chordata; Actinopteri; Cypriniformes; Cyprinidae.